Messenger RNA from Nycticebus coucang (slow loris), 3536 nucleotides. RefSeq names its product aquaporin 7 (gene AQP7). The record is from RefSeq and is a predicted model, not a curated record. The transcript is spliced from 8 exons. Gene Ontology annotation, cellular component: plasma membrane; basolateral plasma membrane. Lineage: Eukaryota; Metazoa; Chordata; Mammalia; Primates; Lorisidae. Gene Ontology annotation, molecular function: urea transmembrane transporter activity; water channel activity; glycerol channel activity. The coding region runs from base 208 to 1389 and encodes 393 amino acids. Gene Ontology annotation, biological process: water transport; glycerol transmembrane transport.
CAGUGCUCAAGACUGCCCUGGGAGGGCUGAGAGCCAGACUUUAGACUAGGGACACGGGGACAGCAGAGCACCAGCUGGGGGUGCAGCCUGAGCCAGGAAUAGUCAUGGAGGAACAAGAUCAAGAUCUGCUUUGACUGAGACGCUCCCAGGGCAGAGGCUGAGAAUCAUAAGACACUUCAGCAGGCAUCUAAAAAUCUGAAAGAGAAAAUGACUCAAGUAGUCACUCAGAGGCGGCCCACCCGUAGUUCCAAGAUGGUAUCCAGUUCAGCAGCAAUGAGGAUAAAACGAGCCCUGAGGAAGAAGUUGGUGCGGGAGUUCCUGUCAGAGUUCUUGAGCACGUAUGUCAUGAUGGUGUUUGGCCUCGGUUCUGUGGCCCAUAUGGUUCUAGGAAGCAACAAAUUUGGGACCUUCCUCGGUGUCAACUUGGGUUUUGGCUUUGGCGUCACCAUGGGCGUGUACAUGGGAGGCGACGUCUCUGGGGCCCACAUGAAUGCGGCAGUGACCUUCACCAGCUGUGCACUAGGCCGCAUGUCCUGGAAGAGGUUUCCUGUGUACGUGCUGGGUCAGUUUCUGGGCUCCUUCAUGGCUGCUGUCACCAUCUAUGUCCUCUUCUACUCAGCCAUUAUCCACUUCUCGGGAGGACAACUGACAGUAACUGGUCCCAGAGCCACUGCUGGCAUUUUUGCCACCUAUCUUCCUGCAUACAUGACGUUGUGGCGGGGCUUCGUGGAUGAGGUGGUAGUGACGGCGAUACUCCAGCUGUGUCUCUUUGCUAUCGGGGAAAAGAAAAGCCCAGAAAUGCAUGGGACACAGCCCGUGGUGAUUGGUUUCCUCGUUACCGUCAUUGGGAUAUCCCUAGGCAUGAACUCGGGAUAUGGUAUCAAUCCCUCCCGGGACCUGCCCCCCCGCUUCUUCACCUACAUUGCUGGCUGGGGCCAGGAAGUCUUCAGGGCUAAUGAGAACUGGUGGUGGGUGCCAGUGGUGGCACCAAUUCUGGGUGCCUACGUAGGUGGCCUUGUCUACCUGGUCUUCAUCGGCUCCAAUACCCCACGGGCACCUCAAGGAUCUGAAGACCCUGCAGCAUUUGAAGACCACAGGACAAGUGCAUUGCCCAAGACCACCCAUGAUUCAUACAUGGCUUCUUCCUUCGCCGCUGUCUCUGAGGCUUCUACCAACAGAGCUUCAGGUGCCUCUCCCUUUGGCCCUGCUUCUGUGACUGCUACCAACAGACCUUCAGUCCCCUCUUCCCUCUCCCCUGCCUCUGUGGCCCCUACCAACAGAGUUUUAGUCCCCACUCCCCACCCCUCUGGGUCUGUGGCCCCUACCAACAGAGCUUCAGUCCAUCCCGCCCUGUCCACACAUGACUCUGGGCACAUAGAGCACUUCUAAGUAGAGAUUAUUUGUGACCCCAACCCUACCCCAAUAAAGAAAGCCUUGUCCCAUAGCAGCACCACCCCCUUUCUGGGGGCCUCCUGUGGUUGGGCUUCCCUCCUGGGUUGCUCUAGAUGCUAAGGGUUAUGCCUUAGUCAAAGGCUGGAGCACUGAGCUGAGAGGCCUCAACUUGUUCAAGCCCUGGGAGCUAGGGCGCCCCUUGAGGGAUAAUGGGGAAGUGCUGACCUGAGGCCUCAGUAGGAACAGGGUGAGAAGAAAGGACACCAGACACAGAAUGGGGAUUUCAGGCAUAGAGGAGGGAGAGAUGGCUUGGUGCAAAGGACCAGAGCUAGCUGGUGGGUGGCUGGCUUUGGGGAUACCUUGAGGGUACCCUGGGAUGACUCUAGAGUCUCCCCUGCUUCUUUCUUUCCCAGUUGCAGCCAGUUCUUAGACCAGACAAGGCAAGGCUCAUGAGGGCAGAUAGAAUUUCUCAGCCUUUUUUUAGCAGCCUUUUUUUCCUUAAUCACAUAGAAUUUUAAAACCACAGAUAUACAAUAUAUCUGUUUAUGCACUGUAAGUAUAUCUGUGCUUUAUACAUAAAAAGCAUAAGAUUUUUUACCCCUUUUCCAAGAAUCAAUUUUCAUUCCCUCAAGAAUGUUUGAUAUACAUUGAGAGCAGGUUUAGGCUCCUUUUCCUUCUUCUUGGUGCUGCAGCAUUCCCAUAUGAAGGAAUUACAGAGUUGGAAGGAAGAUGUAAAGAGGGAAAUCCCCUAAAAGGUGAAGAGAUAGGAAAAGGCCUCCUGGGGUGCAUGGGGCUCAGGUAUAGAGGUGGGGUGGGGGUUGGGGAGCUGGGAUCUGCUGCCCCUGGGGCCAGGUAGGAAUUGUCCUGUUUUCUGGGAAGCAGAAGGCAGCAGCACCCAUGGCUCCUAUCAUUGCUUGUGCAUACAUUUGGCCUUUCAACAAUUACUGAGUGCCUAUGGUAUUCAGGCCCUGCAUGGACACCGGGGAUGCACAAUGGAUGAGAGUGGUCUCUGCCUUUGAGGAGUACAGUCUAAUAGGGGAUAAGAAAUCAUGAGUAAUUAGGACAAGUGGAGGAGUGUGGGAUGUUUGGAGGCUGUGGGGCUUAGGGAGGUGGGGGCCUGGCAGCCAGCCUCUGGGCCAGAGAUGGCUUUCCAGAGAAGACAGAACAGAGUCCGGGUAUGGGCAUCUUUUUUAGGACUGGGAACUAUACAGUUUGGGGGUACAGGGAACAGAAGAGGCUGGGCUUCCUUCUGGAGGUGGGAGACAUGGUAAGAUGAGAUUUAGAAAGCCCAUGUGUGUUAGUUGGGCAUGGUGGUGCAUGCCUGUAGUCCCGGCUACUUAGGAGGCUGAGGCAGGAGGAUUGCUUGAGCCCCGGAGUUUGAGGUUGCUGUGAUGCUGUGAGAUAUGAUGAUGCCAAAGUACUCUACCCAGGGCAACAGAGUGAGACUCUGUCUCAAAAAACAAACAAACAAACAAAAACCCCACCUGAGCUGCAGUGUGCAGGAUGCUGGCACCAGUGGAGAUGGGCCUACAGAGAUUGUGGUGAGAGGUAAUAAUCCAGGAGCAGCAGCAAGCCAGCUGAUGGAUCAGUGCUGUGGGCAAGGAGAGCAGAGGCAGCAUUUGAUCAAUGACUAAGAGGUACAAAUGGCAGAAAUUCGGCUUCAUUUGGAUGGAGAAGUGGGUUGGGGAGAGGGAGGAGUCAGGGAAGACUUCCUGUGAGGAACCGGCUUGAAGAGGAAGAUGAUAAGUGAUACUGUGGACAUGUUUAGUUUGAGUUGCCUCUGAGAUCUUGGGGUGUGGCAGGUAUGUGGUCUUGGGCAAAUCACUUGAACUCUCUGGGCCUUGGUAUUCUCAUUUAUAAAAUGGGGAUAAGAGGCUGGGCAUGGCAGCUCAGGCCUAGCACUCUGGGAGGCUGAGGCAGAUGGAUUGCCUGAGCUCACAGGUUUGAGACCAGCCUGAGCCAGAGUAAGACCUCAUCUCUAAAAAUAGCCAGGGGUUGUGGUGGGCAUCUGUAGUCCCAGCUACUUGGGAGGCUGAGACAAGAGAAUUGCUUGAGCCUAAGAGUUUGAGGUUGCUGUGAGCUAUGAUGCUACAGCACUCUACCAAGGGCGACAAGUGAGACUCCGUCUCAAGAAAACAAAUAAA